This is a messenger RNA of Dentiscutata erythropus, 270 nucleotides long. Lineage: Eukaryota; Fungi; Glomeromycota; Glomeromycetes; Diversisporales; Gigasporaceae. The record is from the annotation of a GenBank genome assembly.
AUGACUGAAGAACAAGAUAAUUAUUAUACUGAUAAUAUAGAAGAGAAUAAUCCAUUGUUUGAAAAAAAUUUGGUUGAAUUUGAAUCAUUUGGUGAAAAUAUACUUAAAUAUGAAGCAUUUGAUGAAUAUAGUGUUGAUUCUGAAGUAUUUAAUGAAGCAUCAUUAUGUAAGAGACUAAUUAUUGUAAAGUUUGCUGAACUGAAUAUUCAAAAGAUACAGGAAUCUCUACAAUUAAAUCACACUAUAAAAGCAAACAUUCAAGAGAUUGGA